UAGAUCUUCAUUGAAGAAAACAAAAAGUUAGAUUAAUCAUCAGAAGCCUCUCCGUCUGUCCGUGGAUGAGCAUGGAGACAUGGCGAGAAAUAGAUGGGCCAACAUUAAAUGGCUUAAUCAAAGCCUAGAAACUCUUUGACUUUCCCAAAAAUAACCUUAGAAAAUUAGCAAAAUUAUGCCCAUCGUACCAAACGUAGAUGGUAGAUACCGUCAGAAUUCAAGAACCCAACGUGCCUCACCCCCACCCCUGUCCUAAAUCCAGUUUUAAGAAAACUUACAAAAUUACAGAAAUAACCAUUACAUCGCCUGAUCAUUUCUUUCCUCCGUCCAACCUUUUCAUCUUUAUACUACCACCCACUUCAUCUUUCUCCGAUCUACUUCAUUUACCUUCUCAAAUCUUGGAUUUUCAUUCUUAAAAUUAACAGGAAAUAAAAAAUGAAUUCUAAUUACGGGAAAGGCACAUCUGGGUCUUUAAACAACUUCAAUUUUGACUUUGGGAUUGGUUCAAACCGAUCCAAAUCGCUCAAUGAUCAAAAGAACCAAACUUCAUCUUCAUAUUCUUCUUAUUCAUCUUCAACAACUACGCAAUCAAAGCCUGCGUGGCAAUCGAAUAAACCUUCUUGGACUCACCAGCCGGCACCGAGUCAAUCGACCCGCCCCGGGUUAAAUGGACCCAGUUCUAUGGUGGGUGAUAUAUCUGGGAAGAGCUGGAAUUCAAUGGGUGUGGGUUCGGGUUCAGGGCUUGGGAUUGUGGAAAAGAGCCCAAAUUUAUUUGGGGAUCUUGUUAGUUCUGCUUUGGGGCAGGGUACUAAGGGUAAAAGUGAUGUUCCUUUGAAAAAUGUUACACCCACUUCUAGUAAUAGUGCAUAUUCGAUGGGAAAUAUGGCUGAUUCGUUGCCAAAAACGGGUAAUUCAGUUAAAAGUGGUGGAAGUUGGGGAUUUAAUGAUAAUAUUGGGAGUUAUAAAAGUAGUAGCAAUGUUAAUGUUAACGCUAGUGGUAAUGCCAAUAUUAGUAGCAAUAAAAGUUCUAAUCUUGGUGGUCCUUCAAUGACAAAUAUGAUGAGUGGAAGUGGAGUUGGAGGUGGAAUGGGUGGUGGAAGGGAUCCAUUUGGUUCUUUGGUUGAUUUUGGAUCGAAGCAACAAGCCGGUGGUCUUAAUUCAGCUAGUAAAAGUAGUGUUAAGACUAGUUCUGGUGGGAAGGAUGGAUUUGGAGAUUUUCAAAAUGCUACAGGAUCAAGUGCAACGGCGUUUCCAUCUGGUAAUUUUGCUGCAAGCAAUAAUGGUUUCACGGGAUCCGGUAACACUUUCAAUUCUGAUGUCAAUGAUUUUGGAUUUGGGAUGCCCAACAAGGACUCUGCUCCACAGAAGCAGACUUCUGUUCAAACGGCUAGUGGGGAUCCACUUGAAAUGUUAUUUUCCUCUUCCGCUGGAGGUGCUGCGUCUGCAUCUGGAGGAGCAGGAGGGCAGCAGUUCUCAGAAGUUGAUGAUUGGGGAUUGGAUUCAGGGUUUGGAGGAGGAGCUGGGGAUGAUUUAGGUGGGGCCACCACCACAGAGCUCGAAGGGCUUCCACCUCCUCCUGCUGGGUUCACAGCUUCUGCAGCAAAGAAUAAGGGUAUAGAUAAUCAAAAGCAGGGGCAAUAUGCAGAUGCCAUCAAGUGGCUGUCUUGGGCUGUGGUACUCUUUGAGAAAACUGGUGAUAAAGCUUCCACCAUGGAGGUUUUGUCUAGCAGAGCCUCAUGUUAUAAAGAAGUUGGAGAGUACAAGAAGGCGGUGGCUGACUGUACUAAGGUGCUCGAAGAAGAUGAUGCCAAUGUUUCUGUUCUCGUACAACGGGCACUCCUGUAUGAAAGUAUGGAGAAAUACAAACUUGGGGCAGAAGACUUGAGGACUGUACUGAAGAUUGAUCCUACUAAUAGGAUUGCAAGGAGCACUGUUCAUCGCUUGACUAAAAUGAUAGACUAGAGAGGUUUUGCAGUUUACAUCUGUAUUUUAGCUUUUUCCAUUUCAGCGGAUACCUUUCCCUGUCACUAAAUCUCCGGGAAAUCAUGAAAUUUCACUCAAAUACUUGUAUUUCAAUUGAUUAUCAUGCCUUAUGUAUACAAUGUGUUGAAUUUCAUUUUUGUUGAUUGUGAUUGAGAAUAAUCAUUAUUCAAAAGUUUGAGGUUUCGGAA
Ricinus communis (castor bean) is the source of this 2171-nucleotide messenger RNA. Its product is annotated as keratin, type I cytoskeletal 9. Bases 436 to 1962 code for a protein of 508 amino acids. The record is from RefSeq and is a predicted model, not a curated record. NCBI's taxonomy places the organism in Eukaryota, Viridiplantae, Streptophyta, Magnoliopsida, Malpighiales, Euphorbiaceae. The transcript has 3 exons. Gene Ontology annotation, molecular function: protein binding.